CCGUCACGUGCCUGCGCAUGACGUCACACCCGGAAGUGGCGGGCACGCGCAGCCGGUGGCGAUGAGCGGGGAGCCCGAGGAGCUGUCCGUGGCGCCCCCUCCCGGGGAGGUGGAACCGGGCAGCGGGGUCCGCAUCGUGGUGGAGUACUGCGAGCCCUGCGGCUUCGAGGCCACCUACCUGGAGCUGGCCAGCGCCGUGAAGGAGCAGUACCCAGGCAUCGAGAUCGAGUCGCGCCUCGGAGGCACGGGAGCAUUUGAGAUCGAGAUCAAUGGACAGCUGGUCUUCUCCAAGUUGGAGAACGGGGGCUUCCCUUAUGAGAAAGACCUCAUCGAGGCCAUCCGCAGAGCCAGUAAUGGAGAACCGCUAGAGAAGAUCACCAACAGCCGCCCGCCCUGCACCAUCCUGUGAGGGCUCCAAGUUCCAGGGUCCAUGCCUUGGUUUCCCUGAGUCCUGCUGGGAGCUCUCACCCGCCCACCUCUUUCCCUUCGCUUAGCUCCAGGCAGCUAAGGACCCUGGCCUCCACUGUACCCUUUUGAGCAGAGAAGGGAAGAGGAGCCUUUGCGGCUGUGAGGGUAGGAGUGGUGGGGCUCUUGGUAGACUUUCCACAACCACCUCGCACCGCCUUCCUGGGCUCCGUGUGGGUGUGCGGCCAAGCCCUGUCCCAGUACUUGGCAGAGCGCGGUGGAUCUAACUCACAUGCCCAGAGCCCUGGGCCAUGUCAGCUGUUGGAAUAAAGAGGCCCUCCAAACACUCA
Octodon degus (degu) is the source of this 755-nucleotide messenger RNA. It is a transcript of the gene Mien1, whose product is annotated as migration and invasion enhancer 1. NCBI's taxonomy places the organism in Eukaryota, Metazoa, Chordata, Mammalia, Rodentia, Octodontidae. Gene Ontology annotation, biological process: positive regulation of filopodium assembly; negative regulation of apoptotic process. The record is from RefSeq and is a predicted model, not a curated record. The transcript is spliced from 4 exons. The coding region runs from base 62 to 409 and encodes 115 amino acids.